AGUUGUUUAUCAUUUCCAUAUCAAAGCCCUGGAUGGAGGCUGGUUCUCUAAAACAGGCAUGUUAAAUGUAACAGUGGUAGUUAUGGAUGUGAAUGACAAUCCUCCAGUCUUUUCAUCCUCAGAGUAUAUCACAUCAGUGCCUGAAAACUCAGAAACUGGAACAAAUGUUCUCUCUGUGAAGGCCGCAGAUGCUGAUUCAGGUGCUAAUGCAAAAAUAUACUACUCUCUGAUUGCUGGCCAUGUGGAUAAAUUUGCAAUUGAUUCAAGAAAUGGCACUAUCACUACAAUGGAUUUGUUUGAUUAUGAGCAAGAGCAGAGCUUUGAUAUAACAAUCAAAGCUUUAAACAUUGGUGGUCAUACUUUGUUUAGUUUGGCACACGUUGUCAUCAAAAUCUCAGAUGUGAAUGAGUUCACACCUUCAUUUGGGAAAAAAGAAUAUAACUUUUCUGUGUUUAAAAAUGUGCCAGUUGGAACCAGGGUUGGAAAAGUAACAGCUAUAGAUUAUGACCAAGGCUCUGAAGGACAGGUGUUUUACCUGAUGUUUGGUGAAAACAAAUCUAUGGGUUUUGAAAUCAACAAACUUUCUGGAGAAAUAUACACAACAGGCAGUUUGAGGAAACAAGGCAACAGUCGAGUAGUUUUAAAAGUUCUGGCGAAGAACUCUGGUGUUAUCACUGGCUUGGAUGUAGACGAGACUUUGGCCCACAUCAGUGUGAUCGACACAAACGAUGCUCCCGUUUUUACCUCUGCACUCUAUUUAACCAGUGUUGCAGAAGACAGCCCGGUUGGGACAUCUGUGAUGACUUUGAGUGCUCUGGAUGAGGACUCCAUCUUGGAAUGGAACCGUGUCCUCUUCAGUAUUGAUAAUGGAAACACAAACUUCUCUUUUGCUGUUGAUCCGUCCAGUGGCGUUAUUUCAGUAAACUCUUCACUUGACAGAGAACUGUGGCCACUUUAUAAUCUCACUGUUACAGCCACUGAUAAUGGCUCUCCUCCAGCCACUGGGACCACUAAUGUCAUUGUGACUAUUGACGACGUUAACGACAACGCUCCCAAACUUACAUUCACUGAAGCUCAAGUGAAAGAAAAUCAGCCUCAAGGCACUACAGUUGCCAGAUUGAAUGCAUCUGACUCUGAUUUGCCACCAAACGGAGGACCUUUUACUUACUGGUUGGUAAAUCCUUCAACAGGUGGUGCUUUUUCACUGACUCCUGAUGGAGUUUUAUUCACCACACGGACUAUUGAUCGGGAACAAAUCUCUGCAUAUAGAGUCCUGGUGGCUGUUCGGGAUGCAGGGAUCCCUAUGCUGUCAUCAACAACAAUGAUCCACAUCAAGAUUGUGGACGAAAACGAUAACCCUUCACUGCCUAGAAAUAUCUUCAUCGAGGUGAAAUAUUUUGGCAGUUCUUUCCAAGGAGGCAUGAUCGGUAACGUCUACCCCGAGGAUCAGGAUGAGUCUGAUACGUUCAACUGCAUAAUCAAAAGUGGACAGCUUAAUAUGUUUACAAUAUCUAAUGGCACAUGUGAGCUGUGGUCGUCUCCUUUUCAAGGCGAGGCUACAUUUAACAUCACUAUUGAAGCUACGGACCAGCUUCACUUCCCAGUCAACAACAGCAUCUAUGUGCACUACAAAGGUUUCACAAAUGCGUCUAUAGACAGCUGUAUAUUAUUCUACGUGUCAUCUUCCUCAAUGGAAGAGUUUAUGUCCAAUAAGUAUUUACGGUUUGUUAAAGCUCUGGACAGUCUGUUUAAUCUACAGGCCUCUAAAACUCAUGUAUUUGGAAUCAAACAUAUUGGCAGUGAAAUCCUUCUAUUGGCCGCGGUGAAAAAUUACAACGGUCAGUAUCUUAGCAGAGAGGUAGCCAGUGGUAUCUCCACAGGCCAUAAGAAAUUACUGGAGGCUCAGAGCAAUGUGACGAUUUCUCACAUAACAAGUGAUCCAUGUCUCACCGGCCCUUGUCGAAAUGGCGCAACGUGCAACAAAAACAUUUACAUCAGCCAGGACGUUGCUGUUCUUGAAAGCUCGGCGGUCAUCUUUGUGUCACCACAGAAAGAGGUUUUUAAUUGUACCUGUCCAGCCGGCUUUACCGGGACACUGUGUGAAGAUGACAUCGAUGAAUGUGAAGUGAAUCUCUGUGAGAAUGAAAGCACGUGUGUGAAUACUGUGGGAAGUUUCUACUGUUACUGUCAGAGUGGCUUCUCUGGCACUUUCUGCUCCACUGAUGUAGAUAAAUGCCUGAAGGUGAAGUGCCACAACGGAGGAACUUGUAUUCCCACUCUGGAUGGAUAUCACUGUCACUGUGUGCCUGGAUUUGAAGGUGAAAUGUGUGAGCAGUCCAUAGACCACUGUAGAUCAACUCCUUGUGUUCAGGGCAGCUGCUUUAAUUCACAGACGGGAUUCUCUUGUCAGUGUCCCUUUGGGGUCAGUGGAGUCCACUGCGAGGAGCACAGUUAUGGCUUUGAGGAGCUGUCGUUUAUGGAGUUCCCUCCGUUGGAUCGCAGGACUAAUUUAAUCUCCCUCGAGUUUGCAACAGUGCAGAGGAAUGCCCUGCUCCUUUACAACCCUGGAGGUCUUUCCAGCAGGGAGUUCAUUGCACUGGAGAUACUGGAGGGGGCCAUACUUCUCUCUUAUGACCUGGGCUCUGGACCUGUGAGGCUGCAGACACACAAGCAGGUAGCAGACGGACAUUUCCACAGUGUCACUGCCAGGAGGAUUGGGAAUAUGGGUUCUUUGCAUGUGGACAAUUGCACGGAUGUCGAGAGCAAUGCAUUUUGUUUUUCUCAGAGUGAUGGCAGUGGCUUAAAGAGAACACUGGAUGUUGGCAGUAAUAUGACAUUUGGAGGAACAAGAACUUUUGAUUCUAUUUUACUGCAUCUCAGUCAGAUAAAAACCCAUGACUUUGUUGGAUGCAUUCGUAACAUUCAUGUGAAUGGCAUCCUGUUGAGACCUUCAAUGGCCCUUGCAACAUAUAACAUCCUUGAGAGGUGUCCCCGGACAACACCGUCACCAUGUCAAAGCAACCCAUGUCAGAACGGAGGUGUGUGCCAUGACCUUUGGUCUGACCAUCUCUGCGAGUGCAAAAGCCCUUUUACUGGAAGUAACUGUGCUAAAGAACUGUCAGAUGAGCUUGUAUUACGAUUUAAUGGCAAUGACUACAUUGAGUAUGUCAUCAAGGAACGAUUCAAGAGAGAUUACCUGCUCGAAGAUUUGCUGGAUGAUGAAAAAGGAGUAGACCCAAGAGUUAUUAAUAUCAAAUUUAAGACCCAAGAUAAUGGAGUGUUAUUAUUUGUUGCCAGACAGACAGAAUACAAUAUGCUGACGAUAAAAGACAGAAAGCUUGUGUACAUUUCUAAAGAUACAGUGUCCGGACACCUGUCAGAGUUCACUGUGGACUCUCCUGUGGCUGAUGGAGUCUGGCAUGUCCUCUCGUUGUUCAGCAAUGGGCAGGACACCUUUCUGCUUGUGGAUAGUACCUCGGUCUUAAACAUUACUGACAGCAAUAUGGAUCUCACUCCUGUUAGUGUGGAAAAGAUUACUUUAGGCGCAGCUCUGACGGGUGAUUCAAAGCUCCAACAGAUAGGGUUCACUGGCUGUGUGCAGUAUUUAAAUGUGAGUGGUUACACUCUGCCUGUCAGUGGACACAGUGUAAUGGUGAACGUCUGGCCCAGCUCGACUCUUGUCCAGUCGAACUGCAGCUCUCAGAGUGUCUGCCUCCCUUCGCCUUGUUCUGAGGAGGAUACAGCCAGGGGGCGUUGUUUAUCUGCACACUGUCAAAACCGGUGGAGUGUGUGUGGACUUGCUGUGCAGAACAAGUCCUGCAUUUGUUUGCAUAAUGUUUCUAACCACAACUGUGAUAUCUGCAUCUCUACAACAGAGAGCCGUAAUGGAUGCACUGAAGCACAGGGCAGUGUUCCUCUGUGGCUCAUAGCUGUGAUUCUUCCUCUAAUCACCAUCCUGGUAUUUCUUGGAAUGUGUGUUGCCCUUUAUGCAGUGAGACGGCAGAGUGCAAAGUGUCAGAGUCAAAGCUCGCCGCAGAAAACAGAGCAAGGCGCAGACAAUGUAGCGUUUCGCUUUGAUGACAACAGAACGUUGACAGAUGCUGUGUCUGCAGAAAAAGAGGAACAACACGACCCAAUGAGAGCUGAUCCGCAGAGGUCAAAUGUGGAGUUUUAUGGUGAUGCUAGUCUGUCAAGCAUUCAGCCGCUGCCGAACAGUGAGCUGGAGUAUUAUGAAAUCGGCAGCAUUUCAAGUGCACUUCAUUCUGACACUGCCUCACUGAAGCUUAGCUGGCACAAGCAUCUGUACAGCACAAAGUGCGUGAAAGCGGAUCCUAAACGGUGGGGAGAUUUGAGGAUGCUUUUAGCGGGAUUUAAGAAAGAACGCUCCAGUGAGGAGAGGGCAAAAGGUCCUACAAAGCCUCAAGAUGAACAGUUGUUGACUAACAGUGACACAGAACCCUCCCAGAAUGCACCACCUUAUAACAAGAAGAGGUUCCUACAAGCAGAGUUUGUGGAACCUGUACAGUGCCUCACAUUUGAAGAAAUUGGUAAACUAAAAACUCCUCAAGAGAAGGCAACGUCUUCACAUCGAGCACCUCUGAGGUCUAAACUGGCUACAACGAUAAUCAGUGCUUCAUCUGACAGUGAAACAGACAGCUCAUUCACCUGCUCUGGGUCUGAGUGCAGACAUUCUUUCAUCAGGAAAUAUAUUCACGACCAGUCGUCCCUGUCAGCUUGCAGCUUCAGACAACAAGGCACGUUGCCUGUAAGCUCAUUCUUAAAACACACCAGUUACUCUGCUGCAGGUCAGCAAAAUAUUGAAAGUGCUCCUUCCAGUAUGUUUGAUCGAUGGGAAAAUAUUUUAAAUAUGCACUUGCCUUUUAGCAGCUAUGCUCCCGUAUUUGAGGACAUAGCAUGUCUCCCCACCGACCCCAGUCAGAGCCAUGAUAUGCAAAGUGACAUAGAGGAAAUUAUCUGACAUUAUCUGAUGGUGGAUGUGUAGGGGAUCGCUAACGGGUCAGGUAGAAAACUAAACGAAAUACUUGUGCAGAAUGUUGCUUUAUUAAAAUCGUUUUUGUUCAAUAAAAUUAAUGAACAAUGUGAAUGAAUUAAAACUAUUUGAAAUAUUAUUGUAACUGGGGUAACAUGUUUGUGUAUCUGGGACUGUAUAUGUUUGUAUAAUACUUAACCAAAUUCAUCCUGCAAAGCUCGCCUGAAAUGCAUUGAAACAGAACACGUCCUUCAUUUAUCCAUUUUGAUUUCUUCUCUUUUGCUCACUUUUAUUUUCACCUUACCCUUUACUUUAUUUUCAAUUUAGUUAUUAGGGCAAAUGACAAAUGACAAAUUUGAAUGGAUCAGACAAACAAUUUUAAUUAUGAUCUAUUCUCUAUAAAUGGAAAUGUGCUUAUUCCUGGACCUCUACUAUAGUGUGUUAUUGUUGCUAAUGCUAAGAUUUUUUUCUUGCAGGGUUGCUUGUCAACACCGCCCUCUGUAAUCAGUGUUCAACUGUAUAUCCAUAUUUCUCAUAUUAAACCUAUGAAA
Molecule: messenger RNA, 5541 nt
Organism: Centropristis striata (black sea bass)
Lineage: Eukaryota; Metazoa; Chordata; Actinopteri; Perciformes; Serranidae
Product: protocadherin Fat 4-like
Exons: 9
Coding region: 59-4978 (1639 amino acids)
Biological process (GO): homophilic cell-cell adhesion; multicellular organism development; cell-cell junction assembly
Cellular component (GO): plasma membrane; catenin complex; adherens junction
Molecular function (GO): calcium ion binding; cadherin binding
Source: RefSeq, a predicted model, not a curated record